CUGCACGUCGUCCUUCCCCAAGCAGUUUAGCAUCAAUUAAAAAUGAUUAAGGUCUUUCUGAUUUUUGCAACUAUUACUCUCAUCGCAGUGGCAGUUCCUUUGAACGUCGGCGAUGUAUCAUCGGAACGCUACAUCACAAUAUACGACACACGAGGAAAACCGGAAGUAAUCGACCUUUCGGCGCCGCUGCCCGAAACCCUUGUCUCCACGUCAGACAUCACCCUCUACCUAUUCACCCGCAAAAACCCUUCAGAGCCAAGGCAACUGUCGUUGGACGUGAAUGCAGUUGCUUCGGCAGAUAACUUCGACAAAUCAAAGAACAAUGUCUUCAUCGUCCACGGAUGGACUCACAACAACCUGAGCGAAGUCAAUUUAGAACUUAGGGCAGCCUAUCUGCAAGUCUUGGACGUGAACGUGUUCGUGGUGGACUGGAGUGGUCCGGCAAGUAAAAGUUACAUUUCUGCUUUUACCAAUGUCCCGAAGAUAGGUCGUCUGCUCGGGGAAUUCAUUGGAGAACUUCAAAACAAUCUUGGACUUGACGCCUCUCAAUUUUUACUCGUUGGGCACAGUCUUGGGGCUCAUGUUGCUGGUUGUGCAGGUGCUGCAGCAAACGGAAACGUUGGUGUCAUCGUCGGGCUUGAUCCAGCCGGUCCUGGAUUUUUGAGUUCAGUUACAAAUAACAGACUGGACCCUACCGAUGCGCAGUUCGUCCAAGCCAUUCAUACUCAUACGGCACUGUUUGGUUAUUCGAGAAAUCUGGGAACGGUCGAUAUUAGACCAAAUGGAGGUAGAUCACAACCCGGAUGCGAUUCUGAAAUCUGGUGCUCUCACUUACGUUCCUAUCAACUUCUUGCGGAGUCAAUUACCUCUGGAGGAUUUUCCGCAUGGGUUUGUGAAAACUAUAGUAAUUUCAUCAAUGGAAUGUGCUAUUCCAAUGCCAGAACCGCUCUUGGGGGUGCCAAUAUUGACGUGAGCUCCAGUGGUGAGUUUUUCCUGGUAACCAACUCGGAAAGUCCAUACUCACGAGGUUAAAAUUAGUAUUCCUUGAAUUUUAUUUGUACUAGAAAUGUGCAUUGGUACAAUAAAUUAUCGAUAAGAAAACCU
This is a messenger RNA of Agrilus planipennis (emerald ash borer), 1104 nucleotides long. RefSeq names its product pancreatic triacylglycerol lipase-like. The transcript has 4 exons. The record is from RefSeq and is a predicted model, not a curated record. Lineage: Eukaryota; Metazoa; Arthropoda; Insecta; Coleoptera; Buprestidae. Gene Ontology annotation, molecular function: lipase activity. The coding region runs from base 43 to 1032 and encodes 329 amino acids.